Messenger RNA from Saxophila tyrrhenica, 297 nucleotides. RefSeq lists its product as uncharacterized. NCBI's taxonomy places the organism in Eukaryota, Fungi, Ascomycota, Dothideomycetes, Mycosphaerellales, Extremaceae. The record is from RefSeq and is a predicted model, not a curated record. The transcript has 2 exons. Bases 1 to 297 code for a protein of 98 amino acids.
AUGGGAGGCGAGAACGCUGGCACGCCAAUCGAAGAUUUGGCGGUCCUAGACGGCAAGCGUCUUCGAUAUGAUUUUCAGUCACUAUGGACCGCGCGGCCGGCGGUGCUUAACUUCUGGGUCGGCACGCCCUGGGUGCUGUAUGGCUGGAAGGUCAAGAUGCCACUCAAGAGUCGUCCCGGCGGCGUCAAUCUGACUAUAGCGGCCGAGCCGGAACAAGAUCAGCAAAAUGGCCAAACCUUCCGUGGCUCAGCGGAGCCUGACACUAGACCCCGAUCAGCGAGUAGUGCGAAAUGUUGA